AUGCCGAGAAAGGCUCGAGUAAACCAUAACCUGCACUACACGGGCCCUCAUCCUCCCGCUUUCCCGGACGCGCCUAUGAAGCCGCAAUGGACAUAUCGCACUAAAGGAACCAUGAUAUUUCCCGAUCUCAAGUGCGACACCUGUGGUGGUGUUCUUCCAGGCGGUCGUCGCUUGAGCACUCUCUUCACCCGUCGCUGUCGCUGCGACGAUGGAGUGGAUGACGCGGCAUCGGCCGUGGCGCCCAGUUAUGUGCAGACCGCAGACCCUGGAGUCUAUUACACUUGGGACCCCAGGCCCGUCCAAGUGGUCGAGCUCUUUCGCCCAAAUCCAUUACCAGAACUUCCGGAGAGUUUCAAGCGCAUACGUGCCGCAGAUCAGCGUGCAGCGAAAAGGCGUUCUGCAGGCAGGGGACACAGGGAACGCCAUGCUUCAAGGAGUCCCUCUCGGUCUCGACGCCAUAACCCUUCUCCUGGUCCGGCCAGCGAUGAACCUGCCAUCACAUUCUACGUCGAGGAUGCGCGACAUCGCCUGCAACACGUGAGCAACGCCACGGCCGCUUCAGAACCUCUACAUCCCUUCUUGGACACCCUGCUUGAUGCUCUGGAUGAGUUGGCCUCUGAUCAACCGCGACCGCGAUUGCGAACGAAGAAGACCGCCACCGCCACAUCACGCUCUAGUCGUCUUCCAGCAGUCAACGAGCCAAUACAGUCGGCCGCCGUCGGGCUGGUCAGCCCAACUACCGUCUACCCUUCUCCGCCACCUUCCCCGCCACCUCCGCCGAUGACACCUGCGCAACCAUCCGCAUCUUAUGUCCCUUCCCCACGAGUACCCCCUUCGUCCCCUCGUCGGUACCCCAAUACGCCCCGGUAUCCUAUCGCCGAGCCGCGUUCCAGUCCUGGAAGCCCCUCUAUAGAGCCUCCCGCUGGAGCUGCACCUGUGUUCACGCCGCGUCAACCUGCUCAUCGAGAUACAACACGUACUCCUCGCAGCAUCUUACGCAACGCACGUAGAGACAGUGACAGGGGACCUGUUUCUCAUCUGCCUACGCCGGGUGCAACUCCUAGAGCUCCGACCUCAGCGCUGCACGAGCCCGAUUCCUCGUUGGGAGCGAUGGGCGUCUCCACAUCCGCUGUGGCUCGUGACACUCCACAACCAGCUCAGCGGCCACGGCCAGACCCUGGCUUAUUUAGCGCUUCGGGCACUUCUGCACCUUUACAGGCGCAGACGCCUCUGGCCCAUCCUCAGCCAUCACGUCCGAGUAUCCAGUUCAGCCCGAUCCUGCGAGCUUACGGGUCUCCGCCACAAUCGCCGGAAGGCUUUAUCGAAGAUGGCUCCUCGCCGCCAAUCCACGUACGCUACGGGCGUAUGGAUCCAUUCUGGAUACUCGCCCCCGAAGCAGCGACCGCCGUACGGUUCACCGUCUUCGGGCAUCACUUCUGGUCGGUCUCACAAGGAUUGGCGUGGGCGAAAGCAUACCGUUACAUGUACUCUCCUGAGGAGACCACCCACGAAGAUCGUGCCCUCUCUCGUGCCAGGCAGCAAGAGAUCCUCAAUCUCUCGCCAUUCGACGACAACUUCGUACCUGAGACGCUCAGGUUGUAUCAGGAGACGCCGGAUACGCCGAGUUGGGCGAUGUACGAGAUGGCUUGUGCGGAUAUCGUGACAAGGGCGAAGAUUGCAGGUCCUGAUGCCGAGGUACGAGAUCUGCUCCUCCACGGGACAGAGGAUAGGCCCAUCUUCUGGGAUGUCAACAGUAUGACUUGGGGUCGCGGAAGAGAGAAGCCGGAUGGACAAAACGCCUACGGCAUAUUCUUGAUGAAUAUUCGGGAGGCGUUGCGAAGUCGCCCUGGUUCGCCGUUGGUAGACACCAGGAUUCCCCUUAUGGAUGUGCUCUAUGGCUUGAGAUGA
This is a messenger RNA of Peniophora sp. CBMAI 1063, 1908 nucleotides long. NCBI's taxonomy places the organism in Eukaryota, Fungi, Basidiomycota, Agaricomycetes, Russulales, Peniophoraceae. The record is from the annotation of a GenBank genome assembly.